Drosophila kikkawai is the source of this 2174-nucleotide messenger RNA. RefSeq names its product sphingomyelin phosphodiesterase 1. Gene Ontology annotation, molecular function: acid sphingomyelin phosphodiesterase activity. The record is from RefSeq and is a predicted model, not a curated record. Gene Ontology annotation, cellular component: lysosome. Gene Ontology annotation, biological process: ceramide biosynthetic process; sphingomyelin catabolic process. NCBI's taxonomy places the organism in Eukaryota, Metazoa, Arthropoda, Insecta, Diptera, Drosophilidae.
AUGAAGUUGAUCUGGAGUACAGCUCUCUGGGGACUAGCUCUCCUGCUGGUAGGCUGCAGAGCCUUUAGCCUGCCGAAUGUUCCUGAUACUCUAACCAAGGAGGAGCGCCUGGCUGCGUUGCAAUCAGUGAGCAUAGCGGAAGAGAUAAGCCGCGACUACCUGAAGUACCACCGUACGGGAGUCCAGACGGAUAGGCUAAAGCAAAUAGGGUAUGAUCUGCGAAACAGUCACAGCAGGAAGGCCAUAUUUACUGAGUCCAUGGCUGACCUUAACUCUGCCGAUCAGUUCUUUGUGUGCACUCUGUGUCGAUCCACGGUCAAUGUCUUGGUCCGCACCUUCACCGAGGGAGAGCUGAGUGGUCCGCAGCGUGAGGCGGAGGCCAAGAAGCUAUCCCUGGGAGUCUGCGAUUACUUUGGCAUCUCCACCCAGGAGGUGUGCUCGGGACUCUUUGAUCUCAAUUGGCCCAUCUUCGAUUUCAUCUUCAACGAGACAGCCGCCGAUUCGCAGUCAUUCUGUAGCAUGCUGCCCAUUAACAUUUGCCAGGUGAAGCAGGACGAGUACAACUUAACUUUAACCAUUCAGGGGGAUUCCCCCACGGAACACAACUCUGAGCUACCCGCUCGCAGCUCGGAGGAUCUAGUGAUCCUCCAAUUCACCGACAUCCACUAUGAUCCCCUGUACGCCGCCGGCAGCAAUGCCGAAUGCGAUGAGCCCAUGUGCUGCCGAACUCCUCUGGCCGAGGGAGCAGAUUCUUCAUCCGCAGCUGGUUACUGGUCGGACUAUCGAGCCUGCGACACUCCCAUUCACCUCAUUCACAGUGCCUUCCAGCAUGCCAAGGAUAACCAUAAGAUUGACUGGAUCUACCACACUGGCGAUGUGCCGCCCCACAAUGUUUGGUCCACCACCAAGCAGGGCAACUUGGAUAUGCUGACGGAAAUCGAUGGACUCCUGGCGGAGUACUUCCCGAACACGCCCAUCUACCCCUGUUUGGGCAACCACGAGCCACAUCCCACGAACGUCUUUGGCAACGACGAAAUACCCACCGAAUUGAGCGUCAAGUGGCUGUACGAGCAUGUGUGGAGCCUGUGGUCCAAGUGGCUGCCUGCGGAGGCGGAGACCACUGUCCUUCGUGGUGGCUACUACACCGUCCCAAUCAGCAAAGACUUCCGUGUCGUAGCUUUGAACAGCAUGGAUUGCUACUUGUACAACUGGUGGCUCUACUACAACGCCACACUGAUCCAGGAGCAGUUGCAGUGGUUCCAUGACACCCUGCUCGCAGCAGAACAGUCUGGUGAAACGGUCCAUGUCCUGGCACACAUUCCCGCGGGUGACGGCGAUUGCUGGAGCAGCUGGUCGAAGGAGUACAACCGAGUGCUGACCAGGUUCAGUGGCAUCGUGACUGGCGUCUUCAGUGGACACACUCACAAGGACGAGAUGAAUCUGCACUACUCCGAGGAAGGCUAUGCCACGGUGGUGAACUGGAAUGGCGGCAGCCUGACCACCUAUUCGGAUACGAAUCCCAACUACAGGGUGUACGAAGUGGAUCCAAAGAGAAAGCAGGUGGUUGAGCAUAGCACGUACAUCUUCAAUCUGACGGCUGCCAAUGAGAAGCCCGAUGAGCAGCCGGAGUGGUUUUUGGAGUACGAGUUCACCAAGGAGUUUACCGAGGACACGAGCCCAGCGGGCAUCGAUAAGCUGCUGGUGCAAAUGGCCGAGAAACCUGAUUUGCUACGUAAAUUCCGGCGGUACAAGUUCACCAGUUCCGAUCCUAAGAUAGCAGAGGGCUGUGAUGACGCCUGUCUAAGCAAGACCAUCUGUAGGAUUGCCACCAGCAAUUACCAGGAGCGCACCCGCUGCAAGGAGCUGCAGGAAAUCCUGGCGGAUAGUCUGGAAAAUGAGGAUAAAACCGAUGACAAUGACAAUGGAGGCGGUGCCGCUGGUCUAAAGGCCUUCAGCCUGGCCUCCCUGUUGGCCCUGCUGACUGCAUCCGCAAUUCUCAACUAAGACUUAUCAUCAAGCUAUUCAUAGCCCCCAUAAUCGCUGGCGAUAAUCGCACCUCAAUGGAGCCAUAAAACGAGCAAUAAAACAACAUAGCCCGGAGAUUUGGAGAGAGAUAUAGAUGAUUAACCCGAAGAACAAUAAACACACUCGAUUCUUGUAGUCAACACUCAGAA